AUGAUUACAUUGCUUCAGUGGGGACUCCCACAGAAUUUCUUUCGAUAUAAAGAGGAUUCGCAGGGACAGCGUCCCACGGCCUCAGCGAGGAGACAGAGAGCGGCUCCCCAAGAUCACAUUGAGGAUACUACAGAGGUUGAAGAUGUAGUUCCUACUGAUUAUAGUAAUGUUGACGCAGAGGUUGAAGAUGUAGCUACUACUGAGGAUAGUAAUGUUGAGGUACAUGCCAAGCCUACUGAGCCAUCUCGAGUAGGUCCCAUUGAUCUAUCUUUACUUACGAGUUUUAAAACUCACAUAACAGCUGCAAUUUGGAAUAACCAGGAACGUGAGCCCCUUAGGUGCAUGUCGAAAACAUCUACCCUUCGUGAGUGGAAUUGGUGA
This is a messenger RNA of Prunus armeniaca (apricot), 381 nucleotides long. The record is from the annotation of a GenBank genome assembly. NCBI's taxonomy places the organism in Eukaryota, Viridiplantae, Streptophyta, Magnoliopsida, Rosales, Rosaceae.